Messenger RNA from Hyaena hyaena (striped hyena), 654 nucleotides. RefSeq names its product neuromedin B (gene NMB). The transcript is spliced from 3 exons. Gene Ontology annotation, biological process: neuropeptide signaling pathway; positive regulation of hormone secretion. Gene Ontology annotation, molecular function: neuromedin B receptor binding; neuropeptide hormone activity. The coding region runs from base 58 to 543 and encodes 161 amino acids. Gene Ontology annotation, cellular component: neuron projection. The record is from RefSeq and is a predicted model, not a curated record. NCBI's taxonomy places the organism in Eukaryota, Metazoa, Chordata, Mammalia, Carnivora, Hyaenidae.
CCGCGGCUCCAGCGGCUGCGAGGCGCGCCGGGGCGGAGGCUCGGCGAGGGCACAGCCAUGACCCUGCGGGCGGGGGGCGCUCGGCUGCUCUGCGGCCUCCUGCUCUUCGGUCUGCUGGCUGCGGGCGCCGCGCCGCUCAGCUGGGAUUCCCCGGAGCCCCGCAGCCGGGCCAGCAAGAUCCGAGUGCACCCACGGGGCAACCUCUGGGCCACCGGUCACUUCAUGGGCAAGAAGAGUCUGGAAACCCUCAGCCCAUUCCCCUUGGGGACAGCUCCCCACGUGUCCCUGAGAGACCAGAGACAACAGCUGAGUCACGAUCUGCCCAGGAUCCUCCUGCUAAAGAAAGUUCUGGGCAUGAGCCUCACCGGCCCAGCACCUCACCCCCAGGAGGCUGCUGCUGCUGAAGUGACACCACUAAUGAGAAAGAUACGACAGCGUGGCUUAGACCGUGCCCAUCCAGGGCAGGAGCUGAACGGGACGCUGGCAGUGACCCCAUCUGGACGUAAAACCUGGGCUCAAAUCUCUGUUGCUCCGUCAGUGUGAUUUCUGGUUGUGUCACCAGGAACAUUGCCAAUGCAGACACACAUUAUGUCCCUGCUGUAUUUCUUGCUUCCCUGUUGAAGUCGUGAAUAAAACCCAGCCUUUUACGGAGAA